This is a messenger RNA of Setaria italica (foxtail millet), 1572 nucleotides long. RefSeq lists its product as uncharacterized. The record is from RefSeq and is a predicted model, not a curated record. The transcript has a single exon. Gene Ontology annotation, biological process: negative regulation of DNA-templated transcription. Bases 491 to 1348 code for a protein of 285 amino acids. NCBI's taxonomy places the organism in Eukaryota, Viridiplantae, Streptophyta, Magnoliopsida, Poales, Poaceae.
CCUUCUAAACUUUCAUUCUCUGUGCCACUAAAACUCAUAUUUAUCAAACGAAAUAGGAGAUUUCUUAACCCGUAUCCCUAAACUUCUGUUCUCUUUCUCCAACUACCCCUAACUAAAAGCACAAUUAGUUAGUUCACACGGUCCAUGCAGUGGUACACUUGUAGCGCUGCCGAUCUGCAGUUGCCAUCCAUCUGCUUGGUUUUUAUUUGUUCAUUCGCUUCAGUGCAGCAUUUCCUCCAGUUCCCAAUAUAACUCCUCUCUUCAGUGCUCUCCCAAAGCCUCAGCUACCAGCCAGCAUCAUCAUCCCAGCCUCCCCCAGUCCCAGGUCAAGGCGAUCACCACCAACAACAAACGACUGCGCUGCCGUCCACAGGCGCGCGUAGCCGCCGCACGCACACCAACUCCCCUGUCUCGGCUCGGCGGCAAGCUUCCCUGCACCAGACUCCGGUCUCUGUCCCUGUCCCCCUGCUCAGCUUCCACCAGCGACACCAUGCCGGCGCCCAAAUGGUUCCAGAAGCUCAGGAGGAGGAAGAAGGGCAAGCAGCAGGGUGCAGCAUGCAGGAGCCAAGCUGCCGAAGCCGAAGCCGAAGCCGACGCCGACGCGGCGGCGCGCGCGGACAAUUGCCCGACCAGCCAGUGCCAGUCGUCGCUGCCAGCGGCGUGCGCGGUGUCCCCGAACAGGGCGUCCUACUACUUCGCCAGCGCGGACCGCCCGCGCCAGGACAGGGAGCUCCCGUGCGUCGCCGACAUGGCGCUGGACGUCCGCGUGGACGUGGUGCACCGCCGCGCGGGGGAGCGGCGGCUCGGUGGCCUCGACGCGCCGCCGGGGACUCCCGAGCUCAAGCUGCGGCGCAUCGUCACGAGGCCCGCCGCCGCCGACGCCUCGGAGAGCGGCGGCGGCUUCAGCAGCGCCAGCGCCACCACGUCGGCCGCCACGACGCCGUCGACCAGGGCGCGCGGCUUCCACGUGAAGGCAGCCGGCGGCCGGAGGCGGCACCGGCGGCGGCGGUACGAGCACGACGGCAGCGCGAACAAGAAGGGGAAGGCGGCGCUGGCGGAUGCGGAGACGGAGGCGGAGGCGUCGCCGCUGCGCCUGCACGGGGCCGCGAGGCGGCGGCGGUGGCUGUACGAGAGCUUGGUGGUGGUGAAGGCGUCUUCGGACCCGGAGCGGGAGAUGGCGGAGAGCAUGGCGGAGAUGGUGGUGGCCAACGGCAUCCGGUCGUCGGAGGACCUGGAGGAGCUCCUGGCGUGCUACCUCGCGCUCAACGCCGCCGAGCACCACCGCGCCGUCGUCGCCGCGUUCCGCCACGUGUGGUCCCUCCUCGCCAGGCACAGCCUGCUCCUCUAGCGCGCGCGCGCGCAGGUGCAGGCCACGAACGCGCCUGGUGAGCACCUAACAACACUUUCUGAAUCGCGUCGUGCAGCACAAAGCACACCGUAUUGCCGUGUGAGCUGUGGCGAUCGAUCGUGCAUGACAGCGUUGCCCGGAUCUCGCCGUGUUCAUAAUCCAUGUUGACCGUACAGUCCCAUCGAUCGAUCUGCUCGUCCUGAUGACACUUUCUUUCUUCUUCA